Messenger RNA from Aricia agestis (brown argus), 721 nucleotides. It is a transcript of the gene Tm, whose product is annotated as transmembrane protein 203-like. Lineage: Eukaryota; Metazoa; Arthropoda; Insecta; Lepidoptera; Lycaenidae. The coding region runs from base 251 to 658 and encodes 135 amino acids. Gene Ontology annotation, biological process: intracellular calcium ion homeostasis; tRNA 5'-leader removal. Gene Ontology annotation, cellular component: nucleolar ribonuclease P complex; endoplasmic reticulum; ribonuclease MRP complex. The transcript is spliced from 2 exons. Gene Ontology annotation, molecular function: nucleic acid binding. The record is from RefSeq and is a predicted model, not a curated record.
CUAAAGGAGAAAAGGAAAUUGUGCUUCAUGGAUUAGGAGCCGCUAUACAAAGAUGUUGUAACCUGGCUCUUCAACUAGAGAUUCUUUUUUCUGGAGCAUGUAAGAUAGAAGUUAACACAGGAACAGUGGAUAUUGUUGAUGACUUGGAGCCUCUAACAGAUGAUGUCGAUUACGGUACUCAAGUGAGGCACUCAUCUUCCAUUCACAUCAGAAUAUUCAGGACUGCUAUGCUAGGAGCCAAUCAGUGAAAAUGUUCUUUACAAUUGGUGAAAUUGUGCAGUGGAUCGGACUUACCGUCUUUGAAAUAUGGAUAAACUUAAUUACUAUAACAAUAUUUACUGCCCUACUAGCUCUUAAAAUUGAUGGAAUAGUGAACAGUGCUUGGUGGACAAUAUUUGCCCCUCUAUUUGUGAGUGAUGCCAUGAACGCAUAUUUCUGUUGCAUUGUAUGCAUACGGAUGACUUUAGAGAACUCUUAUAAAGCUUCCAUUUAUAGGGCGUCAUGGAGUGUUAUAUUUUUAGGUUUAACAUUUGUUUUUAAAUUUCUGCUAUGUCGUAAGCUUCAAGGUGAUUCUGCAAUAGAAUAUAGUGAGGUUUUUGCCCCACUCUUUAUCUUAUUACAAUUAAUAGCAGUAAGAGCAUGCCAGCUACAUCAAUAAUAUAAAACACAUUUAUAAAUCUAUAGGUAUGUUAGUAAAAUAAACCAAUAUUUAAUGUGAAAA